This is a messenger RNA of Symbiodinium necroappetens, 186 nucleotides long. The record is from the annotation of a GenBank genome assembly. Lineage: Eukaryota; Dinophyceae; Suessiales; Symbiodiniaceae.
GUGCUGACAGCCUGCAAAGCAAAGUGCAAAGAGUCAAAGUUGCUGGACUUCGAGACACCGCAGAGGAUUGGUCUCAUUUCAGAUCUCUGGACCCCGGAGAAUGACAUGCUCACAGCUGCGAUGAAGCUGAAGAGACCGUUGAUUGCGGAGAAGCACAAGGAGGAGAUUCAAAAGCUCUAUGCCUGA